AUGACAAUAUCAUUCUUUCUAUGUGGUCAAAACGUAACAGAAUCAUCAUACGGACAAGUAGAAUCUCUCGAUGAUUCAUCAAAUAAACCUUCCACAAAUUUAGUCCAGAUUCGAAUUCCAAACGAUGUGACUUAUUUAUUACAAGUAGAAACAACAGCAGAAGCAGAACAAGCAGAACCAUUAGAAAAUGAAGGGAAUGAACAUCAAAUCGAUCAAAACAAGCAGACGAAACCUUUGACUUCCUACGAUUUGAGUCAUCAUUCACAAGUUUCGUCUAGAUUUUUUCCGACAUUUAUUAGAAAAAUAUCUUGUGGAAGUGAUUUUCUAGUUGUCCUACUCAAUGAUGGAUCACUCUAUUCCAUGGGAGCCAAUUCUCAUGGUCAAUUAGGAGUUAAUCUUUCCGAUUUUUCAAUCAACACAUUUCCUAAAAAACAACUGGUUCAAGUCAAACUUCCAGAAAACACAAAUGUCAAGUUAGUUGAAUGUGGAGCUCAUUUUACAUUAUUUGCAACUACAGAUAAUCGAUUAUUUGGAUUUGGAACCAAUGACUAUAAUCAAAUAUUCUUUCAGAGAGCAAAUUUAGAGACGAGUGGAACUAGUACCAAUGAUUUGGAAUGGAGAGGCGAUUUUAUGGAACCUUUUGAGAUUGAUUAUCAUAGAAAGGAAGGUCAGGAUGAAAUAACUCACUUGUGUUGCUGUUUUUCAUUUUCAAUGUUUGUGUUGAAUCAUCGUGAAUUGAGAAUGAUUGGACAGAAUUGGGUUUAUGAGCAUGGUCAUCCAAGUUUGAUAAGCAGUAGACACGUUCCGUAUGUACCACUCCACUGUUUUAAAGAAAGAAUCAAAAAGAUUAGUGCUGGAGGCUUUCAUUUUGUAAUUCUCUUAGAAAAUGGUCAAUUAUUUGGUGCAGGAGAUUGUUCCUCCAAACAAUAUGGAGCUUUCCAAAAUAAUUCGCAAACUAUUUUUAUAGACAUUGGAGAGAGGUACUUCCCAAGUACAAGAUUCUCUCCUAUUAAGGAUGUAAAUUUUAAACAAGUGGAAGAUAUGACUCCUAUUCAUUACAAUGAAAAGAUCAUCAAGUUGUAUAGUGGAGAGGAUUUUUCAUGUGCCAUUUCAAUGGAUGGUAAUUGUAUUUUGAGAGGAAAUAAUGAUAAAACUCAAUUGGGAAGUCCUGAAAAAUCAUCUAUUGAACAUUCAAUCAAGUUGAGUGAAUUAUUUUCAAAUAGAGAAUUGAGAAAUCUGGAUGAAAUUCACAUGGCUUGUGGAUAUUACAAUACUGUAAUUUAUAGAAAACCAUCUCAUGACAUUUUGGAUCAUUUCUCAUUGCUCUCCAAUAGUAGAAAAUAUUUGCAUGACAUUCACAUUAAAGCCGUCUCUGUAUUUUUGUAAAGUACAGAAAUAGGCAUUACAAAAAAUCCUUUACUAACAUUCAAAUUCCAAACACGUUGGCCAAAACUUUUCCACAGAUAUAAUGAUGUAAUCAAUAAAAAUACAAAUAAUUUAUUG
This is a messenger RNA of Naegleria gruberi, 1503 nucleotides long. RefSeq lists its product as uncharacterized. The transcript has 5 exons. NCBI's taxonomy places the organism in Eukaryota, Heterolobosea, Eutetramitea, Acrasida, Naegleriidae. The record is from RefSeq and is a predicted model, not a curated record. The coding region runs from base 1 to 1386 and encodes 461 amino acids.